AUUUUCAUCCCAUUUGUCUCCCUCUCUCCAUCUCCCUUCCUGUUCUUUCCAAACAGAUAUGUUUAACCCUGAGGUGGUCCACUGUAUUUGAUGCUCAGUGCGAUAGAUUUCCUUGACGAUGGACAGAAACCCCAGAGCACAGGACAGGGACCGUUCAACGGGUGCAGACUACUGUACAAUCAAAGAGGAGAAGGUAGCUGUAGUUUACUGUGGUCAAAUACGGCAAACUCCUUGGCUCAGUCAUCUCAAUCAGCCUUGUCUGACAGCAUGCAUCGCCUGCGUGUCUCAAUGUUGGUCUGCUUCAUACUCCUGGGAUUCCUCAGUUUCACAGGAGCAGAAGAGACAGAAACUGCUACAAAGGAAGGCAAAGGCAGGGAAAAACGUGAAAUGCCCAACUGGGCCCUUUGGUCGUCAGACUUCACAGGCUGGUUGCAGGAGCUGACUGCCCAGGCUGGUUACGACCGGAUCCAGGACCUGGCCAGAACCUACUGGGCCCACUUCCCUAUUGCCAGUUACCUAGGUUACGACAGCCCCGACGAAGACACAGAAGAAUCUAAGGGGGUACCGGAAUGAAGUUUGGGUCAAAUGAAAUCAUUGGAGAAGUUUUCAAAUCACUGCCUUUUAACUAUUGUCUGAAUAUUGCUUGAUCAAACUAUACCCUGAACAUAUUUAGUAGCAGACAGGCAUGCAUGCACACACAGUUAAUGCUAUAAAUCUCCUUUAAACAAA
Oncorhynchus keta (chum salmon) is the source of this 729-nucleotide messenger RNA. RefSeq names its product otospiralin. NCBI's taxonomy places the organism in Eukaryota, Metazoa, Chordata, Actinopteri, Salmoniformes, Salmonidae. Gene Ontology annotation, biological process: sensory perception of sound. The record is from RefSeq and is a predicted model, not a curated record. The coding region runs from base 91 to 573 and encodes 160 amino acids. The transcript is spliced from 5 exons.